Nanorana parkeri is the source of this 1256-nucleotide messenger RNA. Its product is annotated as serine/threonine-protein phosphatase PGAM5, mitochondrial-like. Lineage: Eukaryota; Metazoa; Chordata; Amphibia; Anura; Dicroglossidae. The coding region runs from base 69 to 902 and encodes 277 amino acids. The record is from RefSeq and is a predicted model, not a curated record. Gene Ontology annotation, cellular component: mitochondrion. The transcript is spliced from 6 exons. Gene Ontology annotation, biological process: positive regulation of mitochondrial fission.
GCGGGGCAGGUAGAGCACGGCGUUUUUGCGUUGUGAGCCGCCUAUGACUCCAGAUCUGUAUUUCUAGGAUGUUUCUUCGUAAAGCUCUGCUGGCCGGAGGUUCAGCUGCCGCCACCGCAGCACUUCUGGCCGCAGUGGCCGUCGGUAAAAGCGGCGAAAAAUCCGGCCUCGAUAAUCUGAUACCGCCGGUAACCACCGGGAAAUGGGACUACAACUGGGACCGUCGGGAACCAGUGUCUCUGGUGAACCUGCGUAAGAUCAAUGGAGAAACUGGAGAGGAAGAGUUGAAUGCAAAGCUGACUAAGCACAAAGCUAAAGCCACCAGGCACAUCUUUCUUAUCCGCCAUUCACAGUAUAAGCUCGAUGGAAAGACCGACGAGGAAAGAGUUCUCACGUCACUUGGACGUGAGCAAGCCGAACUAACUGGACAACGUUUGGCAAGUCUAGGAUUUAAAUACAUUCAUAUUGUACAUUCAUCUAUGACCAGAGCUAAAGAGACAACUGAAAUAAUCAGCAAAUAUUUACCAGCUGUGAAAAAAUCUAGCUCUGAUUUGCUUCGUGAAGGAGCUCCUAUCCGGCCAGAUCCCCCUGUGUGCCACUGGAAGCCUGAUGUAGAGCAGUAUUAUGAAGAUGGGGCACGUAUUGAGGCUGCAUUCAGGAAUUUCAUUCACCGUGCUGACCCUAAGCAAGAAGAGGACAGCUAUGAGAUUAUAGUCUGCCAUGCCAAUGUGAUCCGCUACAUUGUAUGCAGGGCAUUGCAGCUCCCUCCUGAAGCCUGGCUCCGUAUGUCACUUAACAAUGGGAGCAUCAGCCACUUGGUGAUCCGCCCUUCUGGUAAUGUCUCUUUAAGGAUGCUUGGUGACUCUGGCUUUAUUCCACCUGAGAAAAUGACUAGGACGUGAGUGUCCACAGCUUGUUGCACCAUCCAGCUCCAUCACUGCCUGCCCUGAAGAUACCUGGAUGAUCAGAUGCUGCAUUUAUUGUGACCAGCAGUCUCGCCCUCUCUGUGCCUUCUCCUAUGAUUCACACAUUUUAGCAAGACAUGGACACUCUUAAAAACAAUCACUGUAUGGUUAGAGGGUAAUUUAUAUUUGCAUUCUGCAUCUGCAGGAUACCAAGCACAUCUGCUUAAGCAGACAAGAAGCUGGCCACUUUGGUAGUAAUAAAUGCUUCACUUUUUUGUAAGAGGAGUAAGGCACAGGUGGCCAUCUACUGUACAUGCUGAAUACAAAAUUGAAAGUAUUGUAUAUGUUUGU